AUGGUUCCCGAUCACGGGAAAAAAUGGGUUUUCGAAUCUAUAAAUGCAAGUUGGCAUGGUCAUAAAUGUAGGGUAAAGCAAAAGCACUACUAUGCACAUGAAACUGAUGAGAAAAGGUGGGAAAAUCGUCCAAAAACAGUUUCCGAUUCUCAAUUUAAAGAUCUUUUGGAAUACUGGAAUUGUUCACUAAUCGAGAAAGAAGCAAAAAUUAAUAAAGGCAAUCGUGGAUCACUAGAUGAUAUGCAUACUAUGGGUCCGAAGUCAUACGCAAUGUUACGUCAUAAGUUGCAACAAGAGGAUCCGGAUAAGCAAGAGCCUUCACAAGAAAAGGUCUACAAAGAAUCGAGGAAAAGAAAUCCUGAAAAGACAUACCUCACCAACAACGAAAAAUCUAUAUCCAAUAUUGCCAAGAUGGAUGCUUUACAAAGUGUUGAACAUGGAGAAGAUGGUAACACUAAGGAUCAUUACUCUGAAGUCAUACAAGAUCCUGUACGCAAAAAUCGUGUACGCCUUUAUGGAAGAGGUGUAACGAAGACUGAUUUGAAAAAAAAGGAUACAAAUUCGGGUUUCAUAUUUCCACAGGAGUUUUUACAAAGUAUGGAGACUCAAUUGGUGCAAAAGCUAGCACCGAGCAUGGCAUCUGUCAUUCUUUCUCAAAUUCAAGCCGCUAAUCCAGGAGUAGAGCUUGUGAUUCCUGACUUUUCAAUUGGUACAAAACCAAAGGAUGCAUCUAGAGAUCAACAUCCAACUAGUGACACCAAUGAGCAAGCUUCUAAUGGCCCUCAAUUGUUAGAUUGUGAGGUACCAUUUUUAAGUCUUAUUUUUCUAUGA
This is a messenger RNA of Beta vulgaris subsp. vulgaris (sugar beet), 831 nucleotides long. RefSeq lists its product as uncharacterized. Lineage: Eukaryota; Viridiplantae; Streptophyta; Magnoliopsida; Caryophyllales; Amaranthaceae. The transcript is spliced from 4 exons. The record is from RefSeq and is a predicted model, not a curated record. Bases 1 to 831 code for a protein of 276 amino acids.